CCGUCGUCGUCGCCGUCGUCGCUGCUGUCAUCGUCGACAGAGCAAAGCGAGCGAAAGAGCUGGUCUUCCUUCCGUUCCGCGCCACGCCGUGUCGUGCCGUGCCGUGCCGUGCCGUGUCGUGCUGUGCCGUGCAGUAUCGUGUCACGUAGCAAUUGCGACAGGUAGCGUUUUUUCGAUCGCGCGACGUCGUGAGACACGCGGCAGGCGAGAAAGAACGAGAGAGAGAGAGAGAGGAGUCUUCGUUCCGUGACUACCGUGAGGCAGAGAAACGCGAGAGAGCUCGCGAGCGGUAUACUCGGCGUUGAAGUAGCGCGAUAAUUCGCAAGUCUCGGACCACCGCUUUUCUCUUCCGCUUCCCUCGAUCCGUAUUUCGCCCGGCGCGAACAUGAAUGAGGAAUACGACGCGAUUGUCCUCGGCACCGGCCUGAAGGAAUGCAUCCUCUCGGGCAUGCUCUCCGUCAGCGGCAAACGGGUGCUGCACAUCGACCGCAACAAGUACUACGGCGGCGAGUCGGCCUCCAUCACGCCCCUCGAGGAUCUGUUCAGUAAAUUCAAGGCUCCAUCGCCGGACGAGAGCUAUGGCCGCGGUCGGGAUUGGAAUGUUGACUUGAUACCCAAAUUCUUGAUGGCAAAUGGUCUUCUCGUGAAGCUACUCAUUCAUACGGGAGUGACGCGUUACUUGGAGUUCAAGUCAGUGGAGGGCUCGUAUGUAUACAAGUCGGGCAAGAUCUCAAAGGUACCAAUCGACCAGCAGGAGGCCUUGUCUAGCGACUUGAUGGGUCUGUUCGAGAAACGGCGGUUCCGCAGCUUCCUUAUGUGGGUGCAGAACAUGCAGGAGGACGAUCCUAAGACGUGGGAUGGUUUUGACCCCUUCAGUAACAGUAUGAGUGCACUGUAUAGCAAGUUUAGUCUUGAUAAGAAUACGCAGGACUUUACUGGACACGCGUUAGCAUUAUACAGGGAUGACGACUAUAUAGGCCAAACUGCGAUAACCACUAUCAGAAGGAUUAAACUAUACAGUGACAGUUUAGCGCGGUACGGAAAAUCACCAUAUCUCUAUCCGAUGUAUGGUCUGGGUGAACUUCCUCAGGGAUUCGCUCGUCUUAGCGCUAUUUAUGGUGGCACAUACAUGCUGGACAAACCGAUUGACGAAAUCGUUAUCAAGGAUGGCAAGGUGGUCGGCGUCCGUUCCGGCGAUGAGGUAGCUCAAUGCAAACAAGUUUUUUGUGAUCCUACAUACGUAUCUGAUCGCGUGAAGAAGGUCGGUCAAGUGAUAAGAUGCAUAUGCUUAAUGGAUCAUCCUAUACCUAGCACAGCUGACGCAUUAUCCACACAAAUUAUCAUUCCUCAGAAGCAGGUCGGUCGUAAUUCUGACAUAUAUGUGUCUCUCGUGUCGCACACUCAUCAAGUUGCAGCAAAGGGCUGGUUCAUUGCCAUGGUUUCGACCACGGUGGAGACGAAGAAUCCUGAAGUUGAGAUUAAGCCUGGUCUGGACUUGCUCGGUCCGGUUAAGCAGAAAUUUAUUAGCAUCUCCGACUACAUGGUGCCGGUGGACGAUGGUCUCAACAGCCAAAUAUUUAUAUCCACCAGCUAUGAUGCUACCACACACUUUGAGACUACCUGCUUAGACGUGCUCGACAUAUUCAAGCGCGCCACCGGUGAGGAGUUUGAUUUUAACAAGGUCAAGCAAGAACUCGGCGACGAGGAUCAGUAACCGUAAUUAUGGAAUGCGCGCGAGCAUGUACACACGACAUUAUGGGGAAAUCAAAGCGCCCAGUGUAUUUGCGUAUUCGAGUAAAAAGGAAACAUCACUCGACGAUUGCCGACUGCGUCGGCAUGCGACAGUGUCUCAAGGCAGAUAUCAUGGAACAAGUCACGCUGCGAGCAGACCUGUGCCUAAUUAUGUAGAUUCUUUUUGAUAGAGGAUGAAAAACGGAAACAAAAAAGUUGACUAAAUUCUCUCUAUCAAAUUUCUCUCUCCGUUUCACUACCUUCCUAAUCUCGUUCUGCUGUUCCGACACAGUCCUAUCCGAAGCGCAUGAAUUUUCCACACUCACACGGAAAAGAAUUCUCGGACUCUAUUUCUACGAUUUCGAACACCGAAUUAUAUAAGGUUAGAUUCAAUUAAAUUUAUAUUUUACACGAAACAUGAAUCCAAUCUGCCAAUAUACAUUCGAAAGAGAAUAAAAAAAGGCAAAUAAAGAUAUUAAAACGUCCGUUAUAACGUGUAUACAAUACUUAUGUACCAUAUUUUAAUAUAUCGAAAUAAGUGAAACGUUUAUCGGCAGAUUAAAUUGUACAGAAAAACUACAGGUAUUGUAACAACAUGAUAAUAUUGCUACAAAGGCUGCAAUAUAUUGUUAACUAAUAAUUGAACUUUACAAUGUAAAUCUCAUAUCUCUGUUUAGAUUAGCACCGGUAAUUUCUAGAUAUAGAAAUAUUUCUGACAAGUCUCGGUUGUUGUGGAAAAGUUUAUCUAUAUUUGGAUGUUAAUUUUAGGUUGUCUAAGUUGCAUUUAUAGUUUCGAACAAAAUAAUCGAACAAUAAUAUAGUUUUAUACGAAUUGCUAAAUGACAGGCAUAGGUAUUCAUUGACUUUCCCUUGCUUAUUAAUCGUGUAGCAAAAAUAGGAGUAGCAAUAUAUAAUGCGUUAUUCGAUGUAUAUUCGCGUAUAUGAUUGUAACUAUGUUUCAUCUUCCAUAUCCGUUUUUCUCAUUAAAGAAACGCUCGUUUAGGAAACAAAUCGUAACUAUCGAUAGCACGAUUAGACAUCUUCAACUUCAACGUACGUUCAGAAACAAAAUUAGGAAUAGAGAAGUCGCAUGCUCAUGUACGCUUGAGACAAAAUUUAUGGUAAAUGGGGAGAAAAAAAUGAAAAAAAAAGAACGAACGAAGGUCGAUACCGAAAUAUUAAAAC
Molecule: messenger RNA, 2916 nt
Organism: Trachymyrmex septentrionalis
Lineage: Eukaryota; Metazoa; Arthropoda; Insecta; Hymenoptera; Formicidae
Gene: Gdi
Product: rab GDP dissociation inhibitor beta
Exons: 5
Coding region: 386-1714 (442 amino acids)
Biological process (GO): protein transport; vesicle-mediated transport; small GTPase-mediated signal transduction
Cellular component (GO): cytoplasm
Molecular function (GO): Rab GDP-dissociation inhibitor activity
Source: RefSeq, a predicted model, not a curated record